Molecule: messenger RNA, 894 nt
Organism: Danaus chrysippus (African queen)
Lineage: Eukaryota; Metazoa; Arthropoda; Insecta; Lepidoptera; Nymphalidae
Source: the annotation of a GenBank genome assembly
AUGAAUGUAUUAAAAGAAUGGUUUAUUGAUUUGCCUUGGGGUAAAGUAGCUCUAAUAUCAUGGGGAAAUCCGAGUGGCAAACCUGUUCUUCUCGUGCAUGGUCGACAGGACAGUGCGGCAACAUUCAUACCACUCUUAAAACAUUUACCGAAGAGCUACCAUUAUGUAGCAUUUGAUAUGCCAAUGCAUGGCCGCUCCGAUAGCUUGCCAUUCGGUGUCGUUCUAACGAGACUGUUUCCAGUAUGUGUUAUAGAAGUGGUUGUGAAACAUCUAGGAUGGAAAGAAUUCUACUAUAUAGGACAUUCAUUGGGUACAGAACAAGGUCUAUUCUACAAUGCAGUGUUCCCCGGUCAGAUAAAGAAGUUUGUUCUACUUGAUCCGACACCAGCAUUACAAAGAUUGAUCAUGGAAGAUUUCUCAGAAUUCUAUGAGUUCUAUGAUAAAUAUUACAGCAACUAUAAUAGCAUGAAAGAAGACAAGCUGUACAGCAAAGAAUCAGCUAUUGAAGCUGUUAUGAAGGCUAGAGAGAUGACGAGGGAGCAGGCGGAAUUGAUAUUAUCAAGGAAUCUGAUAAAAGUUCGUGAUAAUCUAUACAAAUUAUCCUGGGAUCGCAGAAUAAAGCUAAUGGCUCCAACAUAUUUCCCAAAAGAAUAUUAUAAAACAAUAUUCUGUAAGAACUCACCGCCCAUACUCUAUAUAACAUCCAAAGAAUAUUUAAAAAUUGGUGUAAAAAGAAGAAUCGUCAUAGAAGAAUAUCUAUCUGAAUGCCAGAAGAAUGAUAAGUUAAUACAUUUGAGGGUGGACGGGAAUCAUGAUGUGCAUUUCAUACAUCCGGAAAGGUUAUCGGAACAAAUCAUUAGUUUUUUGAAUAUGGAUGUCAAAUCUAAGUUAUAG